This is a messenger RNA of Spodoptera litura, 974 nucleotides long. RefSeq lists its product as uncharacterized. The record is from RefSeq and is a predicted model, not a curated record. Lineage: Eukaryota; Metazoa; Arthropoda; Insecta; Lepidoptera; Noctuidae.
AUGAAAACGUGCGCAAGUUGCAAUGAGCGAUUCAAUGAUGGAGUUCAAUGUACGAGCUGCAAAAAGUACCUGGACUUCUCUUGUGCCAGCAUGACCGAUGUUGGUUGGAGGAAAUUGGGUGCUGACAGAAGAGCCCAAUGGAAAUGUCCUGCGUGCCGAUUGUCGUCGCCGACUUUACUUUCACCGCAACCUACGGCUUCACUGGACACAGUGCUGAGUGAGAUUCGAGAAAUGAAGCGUCAGCUACUGGACCUACCGACUUUAGUUAAUGACUUAAGAUCAAUUAAAGAUGAGCUGAGUGAUCUCAAAAAAUGCCACGAUUUUUCUAGUGGUAGGCUCGAUGAGUUCGACACUCGACUUUUCAAUCUGGAAUCGAAGGUGUCAGAGUUUGAUAAGCUCCAGGACACAGUCCUCUCACUGCAAUCUGAGUUAGCCUCAGCAAAGCACGAGUUUACGUCUCAAGAUCAGCGGUCCCGGUUAAAUAACGUGGAGAUCAAAGGAGUGCCCCUCAAAAAGGAUGAGAAUUUAUUCUCAAUCAUCGAAGCCAUCGGCCGUAAAAUCAAGCAUAAUUGUCCUAAGGCCCAGAUUAAUUACAUCUCUAGGGUGCCUAUACAUAACUCUAAGGAGAAAUUAGUAAUAGUGAGCUUUCUGAAUAGGUAUGUAAAGGAGGACUUUGUUGCGGCUGCGCGGGCAGAUAAGGACCUAUCUACAUCGGAUUUAGGUUUCCAAGGAGCACCACAGCGUGUUUAUGUGAAUGACCACUUAAGCGUCGAAUCUAAAAAACUUUUAAGUAAAACCAAAGACAUCGCUAAAGAGAAACGUUAUGAAUUUGUGUGGGUUAAAUAUGGCAAAAUUCAUGUACGCAAAAACGUUAAUUGUAAAACCUUUAUAGUUCGGAAAGAACAGGAUUUAAACAAAAUUGUAUAAACCGCUACAUAAGUACAUGUCAUUUUUUUAAUUUAUGUUAUACUUUU